CGGCCCGGCCCGGCGCGGCCUCAGGAGGGAGCGUGGAGCCGCCUCCAGGCCCGGCCCAGCACUCGCCAAGAUGCCGCUGCUGGUUAACGGAGCGCGGGUGGACCUGUCCCGGCCCACAGGGGACAUGAUCCGCGCACACCCGCACCUCGAGGAAAAGGCAAAGCUUCUGAGAAGUCAGCCUGCUCAGACUGUGGAACCCAAAGGCCUCCUCUAUGUCCAGCAGAGAGAGUUUGCAGUGACCACCCCCAAAGAUGGUUCUGUUUCUAUUCUUGGAUCAGAUGAUGCAACUACCUGCCACAUAGUUGUGCUCCGACACACAGGCAGCGGAGCCACCUGCCUGACACACUGCGACGGGUCUGACACAGAGACCGAGGUGUCGCUCAUCAUGAGUUCAGUGAAGUCUCUCUCAAACACCACGGGCUGUGGCAGGCUGGAAGUGCACCUAGUUGGAGGUUUCAAUGAUGAUAGGCAGUUAUCACAAAAACUUACUAAUCAGCUUCUUAGAGCGUUCGAUCUCCAGCCAGAUGAUGUUCACUUAGUGACCUUCUGUGUAACAGAACUAAAUGAUAGAGAAGAACAGGAUAUUCACUUUCCAAUCAUUUAUGGAAUAGCUGUGAAUGUUAAAACAGCAGAGAUUUUCCCUGCAACCUUCCCAGAAAAAGGGCCGGAUGAGGAUUUGCGUUCAGCCCAUGUUUUAACAGGAGCACCACUCACCAACAUCUACGAUGCAAAGACGGAACAGCUCCGUAUUGGGCCUUAUUUCUGGGGGCCUUUCCCACACGUGGACUUCUGGUUGGAACAGGAUGAUGCCCAGAUUUUACAGGUACCUGAAACUGAGCUUUUUUUUUCCCCUUCUGGCUGAGUAGAGAGGAGGGGAUGCAGUCUGUCAGAACUUCUUCCAGUGCACUGCUGGCCCUGGGAAGGGUGGGGAAUAUCCUUAUUGGAAGGCAGGAUCUGGAGAACAUUGUGCUCUGAAUAUCAAGCAGCUCUUGCUCCCAUCUUCUCUUUCAGAAUCUUUCCACGUCGCCCCUGGCUGAGCCACCCCACUUUGUUUCCCACAUGCGAUCUACAUUAACAUUUCUCAAAGCACAUCCCUUUCCAUCUCGGUCCCUGUUCCCCGACAGCAAACCUCGCAUCUACAAAAAAAACAAAGAAGGGUUGUGGGAACAGGUUUGUUCUGACAAGAUCUAACCUGGAACCAACCACCACAACUGCUUUAGGGAAGUACAGUCUUGCAAGAUGAGCAAUUUGUUGUAAAAAGGAUAUUGCUGGUCACAAAUACCAUUGUUCCUGUGCUUUUCAAAAUAAAAUAUUUUGAUAGAAGUAA
Corapipo altera (White-ruffed manakin) is the source of this 1327-nucleotide messenger RNA. It is a transcript of the gene NTAN1, whose product is annotated as N-terminal asparagine amidase. Gene Ontology annotation, biological process: ubiquitin-dependent protein catabolic process. NCBI's taxonomy places the organism in Eukaryota, Metazoa, Chordata, Aves, Passeriformes, Pipridae. The transcript is spliced from 9 exons. Gene Ontology annotation, molecular function: protein-N-terminal asparagine amidohydrolase activity. Bases 71 to 862 code for a protein of 263 amino acids. The record is from RefSeq and is a predicted model, not a curated record. Gene Ontology annotation, cellular component: nucleus.